Molecule: messenger RNA, 4388 nt
Organism: Clarias gariepinus (North African catfish)
Lineage: Eukaryota; Metazoa; Chordata; Actinopteri; Siluriformes; Clariidae
Gene: kcnh4b
Product: potassium voltage-gated channel, subfamily H (eag-related), member 4b
Exons: 17
Coding region: 337-3816 (1159 amino acids)
Biological process (GO): regulation of membrane potential; potassium ion transmembrane transport
Cellular component (GO): membrane
Molecular function (GO): voltage-gated potassium channel activity
Source: RefSeq, a predicted model, not a curated record
GCAGCGACCGGUGCAAAGAAAGAGGACAAGGACAAAAAAAAAAAACGAGGGGAACUGAUAAUGAACGAAAAGGAGGACAGAAGGAUGGAUUGAAGAGUGGAGAACUCGCUCGGAAGAAAGACGAGAGAACCUGAGCAGGAAACAAUUUGAAGAGAAACCAGGGGAAUCCCUCUGUUAUUUUAUUACCCCAUGGGGUAGUUUGGUCGAAUCCGGCCCCCUCGACCCAGAGGAUGGAGUGAGGACCGGAAAGGGGGGGGGGACAGACGGAGAGGCAGACGGAAAGACAAAGAGACACAGAGACACGCUGACAGGAAAACAGACAGGUCUUGUGUCACCAUGCCGGUGAUGAAGGGGCUCCUCGCCCCACAAAACACUUUCCUGGACACCAUCGCCACUCGAUUCGACGGCACCCACAGCAACUUUCUGUUGGGGAAUGCUCAGGGUCACCGUGGUUACCCCAUCGUUUAUUGCUCAGACGGGUUCUGUGAGCUGACAGGCUUUGUCAGGACAGAGGUAAUGCAGAAGAAUUGCAGCUGUCGCUUCCUGUACGGCACGGGUACGAGCGAGCAGGUGGCACAGGGCAUGGAGAAAGCACUGGAGAGUAAAGAGGAGUACCAGGCUGAGGUCCAGUUCUACAAGAAAGACGGAACAUCAUUUUGGUGUCUGCUGGAUAUUGUUCCCAUAAAGAACGAGAAAGGAGAGAUGGUGCUUUUUCUUUUCUCCUUUAAAGAUGUGACGGACUCGCAUGGAAAGAGCCACCACGGCACCCGGAGAGACGAUGAUAAGCGUCAGAGCAGCAAGAGCAGCAGCUCGCGGUUUAUUGCCGCUCGAAGGCGUGGCCAUUCUGUCCUCUGCCAAAUCACCAGCCAGUUCAAACGUGGAGGAAAGAAUGACGUCAACCUCAGUGGCAACAUGUUCGAGAAGCCAUCAUUGCCUGAGUACAAGGUUGCGGCGGUUCAGAAAUCCCGCUUCAUCCUUCUCCACUACAGCAUCAGCAAGGCAUUGUGGGAUUGGAUGAUCCUCCUUGCGACGUUCUAUGUGGCUGUGACCGUGCCGUAUAACGUGUGUUUCACGCCAUAUGUCGAAUCAGACACGGAGGCCAGGAGCACCAUCGUCUCGGAUAUCGCUGUGGAGAUGCUCUUCAUCCUCGAUAUCAUCCUGAAUUUCCGUACCACCUAUGUGAGCCAGUCUGGUCAGGUGGUUUAUGAUUCACGCUCUAUCUGCAUCCAUUACGCUGCUACCUGGUUUUUUGUGGAUCUAGUGGCUGCGCUGCCCUUCGACCUCCUUUAUGCCUUCAACGUCACUGUCACGUCUCUGGUUCACCUGCUGAAGACAGUACGUCUGCUGCGACUGCUGCGCUUGCUCCAGAAGCUGGAUCGUUACUCCCAGUACAGCGCCAUGGUGCUCACUCUCCUCAUGUCCAUGUUCGCACUGCUCGCUCACUGGAUGGCCUGCAUCUGGUACGUCAUUGGACGGAAGGAGAUGGAGCGCAACGCAAAUCAGCAAGAUUGGGACAUCGGUUGGCUGCACGAGCUCGGAAAGCGGUUGGAGAGCCCAUAUGUGAACAGCACGUUUGGAGGUCCGACUGUCCGUAGUGCCUACAUCGCAUCGCUGUACUUCACCCUCAGCAGCCUCACCAGCGUCGGUUUCGGAAACGUGUGCGCUAACACAGACGCUGAGAAAAUCUUCUCCAUCUGCACCAUGCUGAUUGGAGCUCUCAUGCAUGCGGUGGUGUUCGGUAAUGUGACGGCUAUUAUCCAGCGCAUGUAUUCACGCCGCUCACUUUAUCACACACGUAUGAAGGAUCUGAAGGACUUUAUACGUGUCCAUCGACUGCCGCAGCAGCUGAAGCAGCGCAUGCUCGAGUAUUUCCAGACCACGUGGUCCGUUAACAAUGGCAUCGAUGCUAACGAGCUCCUGCACGACUUUCCGGAUGAGCUCCGGGCUGACAUCGCGAUGCACCUGAACAAGGAUAUCCUGCAGCUUCCUGUGUUUGAAGGCGCGAGUCGUGGAUGCCUUCGUUCGUUAUCCCUGCACAUUAAAACCACGUUCUGCGCACCGGGCGAGUAUCUAAUCCGCCAGGGAGACGCACUUCACGCUAACUACUUCGUCUGUUCAGGCUCCCUGGAGGUGCUCAAGGACAGCAUGGUGCUCGCUAUACUGGGGAAGGGCGACCUGAUCGGCUCGGACCUGCCGGGACAUGAUCACGUGAUUAAGACGAACGCGGAUGUGAAGGCGCUGACUUAUUGUGAUCUGCAGUACAUCAGCGUUAAAGGGUUGAGGGAGGUGCUGGAACUUUACCCUGAAUACGCCAGCGUGUUUACCGACGACAUCCACCACAACCUCACCUACAACCUGAGAGAGGGCAGUGAGGCUGAGGGGAUUGCGAGGUUCUCACGUUCUCCAAGGUUCCCACACCAUAAUCGAGUGGACUCGACAGACGGAAAGCAUUCCUGCAUGAUCGAAACAGACGGAGAUCUGGACGAACAAUGUCACCUCUCUCCAGCAUCCAGAUCCCGCCGGAACCUUCUCCUCCCAAACCUGGGGAACCUGCUGGGCGGCGAGCUGCGUCAGUUUAACGCUCUACGGCGCUGCCGUUCCCCGGUGAGAGGAACCUGUCAAAGCGUGUCUCCGAAACCGCACCCGAAGUCCGAGCAUCCUUCACACGAUGCGCCUCCUACAGCUCAGGAGGGAUUCGCCACACGGAAGCCCAACAAACUCCUCAUUCCUACACUCAGCUGCUUCGCACCGCCCGACCUCAGCCCGAGGGUAGUUGAUGGGAUCGAGGAUAAUGGACGCAUGUUUCACUUCAGCACCGAGCACAGCAGGACCAGCACUAGUACGGCAAAAGACUCUCAGGUGAACAGCACGCUGCUCCAUGAGACCGAGGAGGUGCGAGAGAGCAUCACUCAACUCAACAAAAAGAUGCUCAGCCUAAACCAAGAAGUGUCUCAGCUCACCAAGGACCUGCAUCACAUGAUGCACCUUUUACAAGCACAAGCAGCUGCUCACCACUACAGCACCCCAAUGUCCUCCUACCCCUACGGAGUCCACACGGCGCACACAAACACAUCGGCGUACACCACCGGUGUGCACGUUCAUCAGGAAGCCCAAAGCCUUUAUCAUCCACCUCAUCAUGCAGUGGAUCACAUUGUGUCUGAGAACGUCCUCCAUGUCGGGACAAGCACGUGGAGUCACGCAGCAGAAAUAAGUGGAGGUCAGACAGAAGCCCCUGCACAACCUGAAGUCUUCAGACACCUUCUUCAUUUUAAUCCUACCAGCACCUGCGAUCCUACGUCCUGUAAUUCGAGCUUGAUUAACAUUAACACCACGACCUCCUCCUUCUAUCCAGCAAAAGGAUACAAGAACCAGGAAGCAGCAGGUCAGGAUCAUGGCACCCUUGCCAGCAUCAGUCGGUCUCAGCCCGUUCUGUUUAACCGAGACAAACCAAAACAAGUCUCUUUAGAUCUUCAUUUACUUUCCAGCGCGCCGACGUCCACUCACUCCCUGUUAAUCGCUAAUCACACGAAUCCAAUCCACUACAAUCCCCCGAUCACUAGCGAACCAAAUCUGGAACUGGACAGUGAUGUUCCGGAUACAGUCCUAGACGAAGUCAGGGAGGAGCGUCAAGACGCUGCAUUGUUGUCAGAUUUGAGCCAAGGACACACAAGUCGCGAGUGCCUGCUCGCGGACGACGAAUCUGUGGAGAACCAAGACGUCGAGACUUCAGAAUCAGAAUCGACAAAGCCUGAAGUUGCAACUCAACACGAAAGCAGCGGCUCUGAAACUUCCUGGUGCCUCGACCUGAUAGACUGAUAGACUAUAGAGAAAUUAUAUCCAAAACUGUUUGCAGUGGUCAUUUUUUGUGUGAUGAGGGAUUGUCUUUUCUGUCUCACCCACGCAAAUAACUUAAUAACUAUGCAAGACGCAUGUUGAUUGUGCAUUACUCCUUAUUUACUCAAUCGAUACUCAGUAUACCACGCGAAUAGCUUGCCUUGAAAUUACGCACAGGAGGAUCUGAAAGUCUGAGUCUGCAAAUUCUUAUUUGAGAAGAAUUAUUAGUACUCUUGCUUCUAGUACUACACUUCUUUGUCUGGUGGCAUUCUGGGAAAACCAAUCAGAUUUUUUCUUUAAUUAUUAAGGGUCACAUGUUCUUGCAGGACUAUCCUAAAAGAUUAAUGAUCUGAGACAUAAAAAUGAUAACCAAAUAAUUUUUAAAAAGUUUAUUAAAAAUACUGCUUUUGUCCCGAUAACAAUACAGCAUCCAACACAGAGAAAUAUUAUGCAAAACAAACUUACGGCAAUUUAUUUCUUAAUCAUAAAUUGUUAAAAUCCGUAAUCAGUAGGAUAUAUUAUGUUAUUUACCAAUCUCUGUACAGUGUCUUAAC